UGUAUAACGUGUACUUAUGCUCCUCUUCCCUUUGAAGACCGACCGACUGCGACUAACCAUCAGGAAGUGCACGACGCGUUUCACGCUCGAGAAGACGCCCCCGACGCUCUCCCAGCUCUCCAGUCGUCGUCGCUUGUUUUUUCUCUCUCGCUCACUCGCCGCGUGUUUGCUGCAUACGUAGCCGCGCCCUCGCACACCACCUACCAUACCUUACACACCGAAUGGACACAACCAUCAAAAGCAUAUAUUUCUCCUGUUGCCACUUAACCUUCUUCUUCUACUUCUUUUCUCCGCCGGGCGACUCCGAUUUUUCAGGAUACACUUAUACCGACUCCCAUUCUCCCCUCCUCCCGUACACCGCAUUCUUUGGGCCUCCUCCGUUAUUGUGUAGUAGGUAUCCACGCCGUGUUUUGUGAAUAUACGUUAGACCGCAAACGCUGGACUGUGUUGACGAUGGGAGAUUGAUUCUCGAUCUGCUAACCUUAAUCGCGCAUCGAUGGGACACUCAUCUGCGGUCUGUCAGUGCUGAUGGUGCCAGCUGUGUAGGAAGUUUGCCAGCAGGAUGGGCAAGCUCUUGUCAAAGAUCUUUGGCAACAAGGAGAUGCGCAUUCUCAUGCUGGGCUUGGAUGCGGCCGGCAAAACUACCAUUCUGUAUAAACUCAAAUUAGGACAGUCAGUGACAACCAUACCAACCGUAGGUUUUAAUGUGGAAACUGUCACAUAUAAAAAUGUCAAAUUCAACGUGUGGGAUGUGGGUGGCCAAGACAAAAUACGCCCAUUGUGGCGUCACUACUACACGGGCACGCAGGGACUAAUUUUUGUGGUCGACUGCGCCGACAGGGAUCGAAUUGAUGAAGCGCGUCAGGAGCUACAUCGAAUUAUAAAUGAUAGAGAAAUGCGAGAUGCCAUUAUCCUUAUUUUUGCCAAUAAACAGGAUCUUCCAGAUGCAAUGAAGCCGCACGAGAUCCAGGAGAAGCUCGGUCUGACGCGAAUACGAGACCGUAACUGGUACGUCCAGCCGUCCUGCGCCACAACGGGCGACGGACUCUACGAGGGCCUUACGUGGCUGACCAGUAAUCACAAAUUAUGAGCGAACGGCUAAGCUCUCUGUCAUCAAUCCUCUCUUCUCAGAUUAACAAUUGCAACGCGGCGCCGCGCAGGUCAUGUGUAUAAUAAAAUAAACUGCCUCAAAAUGCAAACAAGGAAUAUAUAAUAUGCGAUUCGUCGGGGCCGCUCCGAGCCAACGGUCGGGCCGCCUAGGAGAGAAAGAGAUUCUUCAAAAAGUGAAAAAAUAAGGGAUAACGGGAGAUAACGAGCGGGAAGAGUGACAGUUAACGAGUGUGCACGAAACAAUGUGGUCUUUUUUCUCAUAGUUUUGAAACCGAGUAGCAGUAGUAGCCGCUAUCUUUUGGUGGACGCGUUCAUUUUUGAUCGAUCAAUUAUUCGGAGGAUCAUUUUUCAGGGAGAUAAACGGUGUAAAAAAAACCACAAAAGAAUAAAAAUAGGUGAAGUUUGUAAAAUUCGUUGAUAUAGCUCGAUAUAUAUUUAUUAAAUAUAUAUAUUUAUCUUAUCUUCCUGCACUCCCUUGUAUAAUGUCUAAGAUGUCUUGGAUGAACGUAAUAGUCUUGUAAUAAAAUUAUGAAAGAAAAAAACGUAGCGCCAAGUUCAAACGUCCGGUAUGAUUCUGCUUUUAGCUUUUGUACGUGCAUUUUCUUUUUUGUACCUUGUAUCGAUGAUGAUAAUGAGCGAACCAAUUGAUUAACACCGUGCGCGUGAAUGUAAGAUAUAAAAUUUUACAUAGGAACUUGUGACCACAUUUUAUCGAACACUUCCACGUACUUGUUAUUAUAAAGAGAAGAAACAAGAAGCAGACCAUACGGAAAGGAGGAAACUAGAGAUUAUUUUUAUGUGUCAUUCGUCGAGAGUAAGAUGUUUGCGUGGAAAUGCGAGCAUUUGUUGAAACCGAGGUGUAUAAAAAUCGUUUGUUUAGUAGUUCUUAAGAGUCAUCACUUAUACGGUUCGAAGGGUCUUCAAAUUGUGAUUUAACGGGACCAAAAGCUGAAAUUUCGAAUUUGAAAUUUAAGUGCAAGUCUAUAGUUGAAUGAUCAACGAAAAUAUACAAAUCGAUGCUGUAUAUUUUUAGUAUUUUUAGGUAAUUGUUAGUUUUGAUUUUUAAAUUCAAAAUUUAAAAAUAACACUAAAUUGUUGUAAGUUGAAUUAGAGUACAUUAUCACAAACGCAUUUAAAAUACCUUGUUUCAAUGCUGUUUAUGAUAAAUGAAUUCCACUAAGAUUCAAAGCUUCAGCUUUUUGUGAAUUACUUUAAACCAUAAGUUGAAGACCAUUUCGUAGAUUAAGAAGAGCGAUUAUAAAGAGAAAAAGAAAUAAUAUACAAGCAAAAUAAUGGGCUAAAGUAAUAAUUACGAGUAACCAUCGCAAAGGGGCUUAUUUAUUUUUCAUUAAUAACAACGUUACUAGCUCAUGGUACCAAUCGCAAUUUGCGCUUCGGGCGGACUGGCGAGUAAUCGUAGUUAUAUUUUAGUUUAGUUUCAUCCUCACGUGAAAUGCUCGUCGAGUCCCCUCCUAUUGUCGAGAAUAAUAAAAAAAGUAAAUGUAUAAAUGAAACGAAGACUUUUCUCUCUGACGAGGUAUUGUGCCGAGUGUUAAUUUUAAUAAGAAAAAAAGUAAUAUGCAAAAUGGAACUAAACCACGUCGAUUUAAGCACCAAAAGAGGAAAACACUAACGUAGCAAAUUCUAGGUUUUCUGCGACUGUCAAUAUUAUUUUUUAACUCGUAUAAAUAUACUCUCUUACGUACAGCAAAGGUGUUCAACACUUAUCAUUUAUUGUCAAGGGGGUAUAUAUAGUUUAACAUGAAGGAUCUAUACCAUUUUUGAGGGGAAAUGUUAUAAAACUUAGAAUUAUAAAUGUUACUAGGACAAUGUCAUUUUAAAUAUAUUUUAUAGCACUGUGGCUAAAAUCCGCUGUUAAGUCACACCUAUCUGUGACUAAAGUAGUCCUUUUUUGCACCGUGUUUAUCACACUAGCUACGCUCGUGCGCUAACCUCACGAUGCAAAUAAGGACUACUUUAGUCACGAAUAGGCGAGACUUGCGGACUUUAGCAGUCUAUGCUAUAAAAUUUUAUACGAUACUCUUGACUUAAAUGGUUCAGUUUUACACGGCGCUUAGCCUUCUUCUUAAAGAAGAACCAUUUAAGUCACACGUAUCGUAAUGUACUAUUAUUAAGGAUUCUGAACUCCUUGAAAUCUUGCAAUGGAUAAUUAGUUCACUAGAAAAAUAUUGUUAGAUUAAAUUUAACAAUGUCGCUGAAUUCACCAUUAAUAUUAUCGCAUUAUUAUUUAAAAAAAUUAUGUUCAUCGUUUGCAAAUGCUUGGCUAGAGUUUGUCCCUACAAACUGUAUAGCUUCUCGAUUUAUUUAAAGAAUAAACUUUCUACAAUAGUUAUAAACCUUUCGUUUAGCGUUAAAAUAAAAGAAAAAUCUAAAAUAUAUGCGAAGAAUUCUCAAAGAAGAAAACACUAAAAAAAUAUCGCUUAAAAUUCUUCGAAAAUACUGUAUGUACCCCUUUAAGAAGUUAAUCACUUCGUGAGCAAUUGAUUAUAAUCGAGUAACAUUCCACGAUACGCCAAGUUCAACGAUUUUCGACUCGACUAUGCUCAUCUAACAUUUAAUUAAAUCAUAGAAAGGUAAAAAGAGACGAUCUAUUGAUUUUCUAACGAAAAUUUCUAUGAGUUAAUUGGUUUUCUCUUUUUCGUAUACCAUCGUAUGUAUUAUAUGAAUAUUGUAAAAGUACAUGAAUUAUAUAGCGAUCGUCGUACUAUGUAUCAAAGCUUUUUUUUAAACGAAUGAAAACAUGAAGCAAACUGUCGAAGGCACAAAAAUACGAAAAUCGUUAAAUGAAGGAUUUUAUUUUGCUUCCGUUUAUUUCGGAAAGAAAGAUAAGCAACAAAUAAAGUGAUUGUUUGUCAGUAAAGCUGUGCUCAAGCUUUCUGUAUUUAUGAAAAUAUCACAAAAAAAGAUGCGCAAGAAUUUAUUCUGUACUUAACUUUUAUACAUGAAAAAAAUAGCACUAUCGAAUAAUCUUUAUAUACGAUGCAAUGUAAAAUAUUACAGUAAUAAAAGGCGUGGAAUUUUUUCGUGUAUAAAAGUCAUCGCGAACAUUUCUUGUAUUACAUACCCAGUCUUUGUAUAAUAUUUUCACAACUACAGUGACUUUACGACUAAGAAAAAUUGUUUGAUUCAACGAUUUUGUACUUGAAUUCUGUUGAAAUAGCGUUUAUCGUAUACCUUUUUAUAUCAUUGAAUCUUUUUGCGUGGGCAUUGUAAUAGUUGUAGCAAAAUUUUAUUUGAACAUUAACAUAUUGAUAAAUUAUACAUUGAUUAUAAGUGAUAAUAUGAUUUAAAAUAUAGCAAAAUAUACUUUUAUACAUGUUUUAUUGCGGCUAACAUUGUAAAAUAACAAAUGAUUUUGUAAUUCUAAAUUAUUGUAAUAAGAGUCAAUUAAUUUUACGAGAAAUAAUUAGCUGUUUUGAAUUCUGUAUUAACUCACGCGAUAUAGCUAUAAUCUCGUCAGCAAAUAAGCAAUGUGUUCUCAGCACAUUCUCAAUACAGUUCAAUGACAAAAUCGUCAAUGUCGUGCAUACUCUCUGCGAUCAAUGUGUGAGAUAAUUAUCGCUACACUUUGAUUUACGUAUAUACAGAAAUGUGCACCGAACGUACCUACUGUGCGAACCUUACAUUCAAUCUUCUACAAAGCAACGCUUCACGUCCGGAUCGAAACGUGAAGAAAAACCAAGAGAUUUACCUAUAGAGAUAUAGAUAAAAGCAAACAAAAAAUCGCAUCAAAUCUACAUUAGAGAAAACGAUCUCUCGAAUCAGAGAAUUUCAAUCUCUGCCGUUUAAUUACUGAGUAAUCGAAAACAAACUGCAAAUUUUUCAGUGCUUUCGAGUGAAUUCAUUGCCGCAAAUCGAAACUUCACUCAAAAAACAAAUUUUCGACAGAGCAAACAGUUUUUCUUUUUCGCAGCGUAAUUCUGUGCGUAUGCGUGUUGCGCAGACGAAUCGCCGAUAAGAUCAAACUGCCGCGCGAAUUUAGAGCGGGAUUUCCAUUUUAGUUGCGCGCGCUAUUCUUUCUCUCUCAGAAGCUCUCGAUCGAGAGGCGUUACGAAAAUACACACGUGAGAGAGAGAGGGAGAGAGAGAGAGAGAGAGAGAGAGAGAGAGAGAGAGAGAUCCAUGCGAAAUCGGUCGACAAAGAAAUAGUCGGAGUGAAUAGAAAGAAAGAAGAACAUCGAAAACUUUUGUACUUUUAAAGCUCGCCACGAGAAGUCAUUGAUUCCUUUCGGUGUAUGUUUGUACAGCCAAAAAUCUUGUUUUUGACGAAGGAGAGAAAAAUUCCUAUCGAGGGCCUAUUAUACAUUCUUUAUUUCGCAAAGUUCCAAAACUUCCGAUCGACCGAUUAGUGUACGCGCACACGUAUGCGAUUUCUUUCAUCUCUGCAGCCCGAUUGAAUGGUAAUUGAUCCAUCGUCGCGAGUUCGAGCAGUAUAGUCGUCACGUGACAAUCACGUGGCGCACUUGUCUCUCUUGCGCGCGCGGAUGUAUAAAUUGCGCGUGGGCUGACACCGCGCACGGCGAGGAAGGAAAAGGAAGGUAUUGAAUCACGAAAAUAAAAGAGAGUGAGAUGUAUACACAAUUACACAAUAGAGCCCAUCAACACACCAUUUGUAAAGCGGCUAGUUUUCGUCUCAUACUUAUAUAGUUGCUUGCAGAUUUUAUAUAUUAUAUAUAUAUACAUUGAAUCGAUUAAUUUAUUGUAACGUCGAUUAUUUUUGUAUCUUUCAUUUAUAUAUCAAUGCAGUCUGUAUAUUUAAUGUGUUCUUUAUAUGAAAAAGUAAAAGGCAUAUGUUUCAAGGGA
This is a messenger RNA of Nasonia vitripennis (jewel wasp), 5933 nucleotides long. RefSeq names its product ADP-ribosylation factor 6 (gene Arf51F). NCBI's taxonomy places the organism in Eukaryota, Metazoa, Arthropoda, Insecta, Hymenoptera, Pteromalidae. The transcript is spliced from 5 exons. Gene Ontology annotation, biological process: intracellular protein transport; vesicle-mediated transport. The record is from RefSeq and is a predicted model, not a curated record. Gene Ontology annotation, molecular function: GTP binding; GTPase activity. Bases 563 to 1090 code for a protein of 175 amino acids. Gene Ontology annotation, cellular component: cytoplasm.